UGUUGUCCAAAAUGGAGUGCGCAUGCGCGAAAUAAGUAAGCGCUCACUAACCCCAUCUGAACGUCGUUCUCUGAACUUCUUUCUCAAUUGCUCUUCCUUUCUCCGUUCUGCUCCGCUCCCUCUUAAAAUUUAAAUGGUCAGUUAAAUAAAUGCCUAUCUGUAUUGGAGCAGAAAUUUGGAGGGAAUUAGCUCAAUUAGUCACUGAAUGCUAUUGAGAGCUGUUAGAAGUGUUUGACAGACUCUGAAUACGUUUAUGUGAUUAAAGUGAAAAGAGUUUACAAAGUAUAAAGACAGUGAAAGAAUGAAGUGAAGAAAAGUGAAGAAAGUGAUGAAAGUGAAAUAAGUGAUAUAAGUGAUAAAAGCGAAGGAAACAUAAAAGAGAAAUUUUUUUCUAAGGGAAUAGUUAACCUAUAUAAAUAUUAUAUAAGUUUUCAAUUCUCUUGGAAGCACUUUGAUCUUAGCUUUGUUUCAGGUGUUGCUGCAUAAUAAUUAAAAAUGAAUGCGAUAAGAAAGCCAAACUGUGCAGUACCAGAAUGCGUUAAGAAGUUCAUUGAUGUGCAACGACAUUUUUUUAAAUUUCCAAAGGAACAAGACAGAUGGCUGCAAUGGGUACGAGCAUGUGGAAGGCUGGAUCUAGAACCUAAAGGUCCAGAAUAUGCCCACCAGAAUUGUCGUUUGUGCCAUUUGCAUUUUGAAAACAAAUGGUACAAAAUUAAUAAAGUUAGGGCUCGUCUUCACCCAGAUGCUGUACCCACUAUAUUUUUUGGACCAGGUUUUCAACAACAGGACAACACAGCACCCGAACAAACAACACAACAAAGUGAGGAAAAUGUGGUUAAAGAGAAAGUAGAUAGAAAUACAUGUGCUGAGGCAACUGUUGCAGAAAUGCAAGUGCAAGAAGAUAAUAACAAAGCAGAAACUUCACAAACAAUCGUCCCAAUUAUUGUCAGUGACGUAGAAAUAACUCAACCGUAA
Messenger RNA from Temnothorax curvispinosus, 975 nucleotides. Its product is annotated as 52 kDa repressor of the inhibitor of the protein kinase-like. Bases 496 to 975 code for a protein of 159 amino acids. The record is from RefSeq and is a predicted model, not a curated record. The transcript has 5 exons. Lineage: Eukaryota; Metazoa; Arthropoda; Insecta; Hymenoptera; Formicidae.